CGGACAGGAAAACCCAACAGAGUGGAAUGAGUGGACGGCCCUUACUUCCUUAGCUCUGACUUUCAGUUCUCUAGUGUCACCAGGCACGUUGUAUCAUUCUGCCGUACUCCAUCAAAGAACCUAGUCAGAGCUGAAGCAUGAAGUACCUGGUCUUCACGCUCACCCUCGUCUUCUUCGCCGUGGCGGAGGAGACCCUCGACGACAAGGGCUUGGUAAAGGAGCUCCAAACCCUGCAAAAGGCCGUCCCCGGGUUGCCCGGUCUCCCCGAUCUUCUGGCAGGCCUCCCGUCCAUCGAUGAAGGCGAGGAAGCCUUGAAAGAGAAAUGCAUGAAAACCGGAAACAACGAGACUUAUGAAAAAGCCGUGGAAGCGAAUAGUGAAUUUCAGGCUUGUGUUAAAUCUUUGGUCAAUGUUGAGGUGAUGAUGAAAGAAAUAAAGGAAGCGAAACCAACUGGUGAUCUCGAUUCAGUAUUCAGGAAAUAUUGCCAAAAAACACCCACAUUGCGAGAGUGCAUUUCUAAUUUUACGGACGCAAUGGCACCUUGUUUGGACCCGAACGAAAUCGCUGGAAAAAACAUCGCUUUGAACCUGAGUGAUUCUCUGAUGAAAUUCAUCUGCCACAAUGAUGGCGACAGGAUAGCAUUGUUUAUCGCUGAAGGAGGGCAAGAGUGUCUUGAAAGCAAUGUAAAAUACGUUCAAUCUUGUUGGAACGAAUCGUUUGUUGGCACUGACCUUAAUACAACCAACCCAAAUAGUAUCGACCUGCUUUUAGAUGAAGAAAAAUGCAGUAAAAUGAACCAAGUGCAAAACUGUAUUGUGAAACAUUUGGAAAAAUGCAGUGAGCCAACUCCCGCCAAUGUCAUCAAUAGUAUGUUUGAGUUUGUUAAGAAGAAGUCACCUUGCUACCAGUACGACACAGAUAGCUCCUCAUUAGUCACUUCAUCUGUACAUUAUAUUGUUUUCUUUGUGUUUGUAUCUUAUUUGUUUAAUUAAAAUCAAAAUUUGUCAAAUUUUUUGUUGCAAAAUUUAUCCAUUUGAGGAUAAAAAUUGCUAUAAAUUAAUGGUAAAUAUGUC
Messenger RNA from Cimex lectularius (bed bug), 1073 nucleotides. RefSeq names its product 27 kDa glycoprotein-like. The coding region runs from base 138 to 992 and encodes 284 amino acids. NCBI's taxonomy places the organism in Eukaryota, Metazoa, Arthropoda, Insecta, Hemiptera, Cimicidae. The record is from RefSeq and is a predicted model, not a curated record. The transcript has 6 exons.